Pocillopora verrucosa is the source of this 2392-nucleotide messenger RNA. RefSeq names its product 4-trimethylaminobutyraldehyde dehydrogenase. Gene Ontology annotation, molecular function: aminobutyraldehyde dehydrogenase (NAD+) activity; 4-trimethylammoniobutyraldehyde dehydrogenase (NAD+) activity. Lineage: Eukaryota; Metazoa; Cnidaria; Anthozoa; Scleractinia; Pocilloporidae. The record is from RefSeq and is a predicted model, not a curated record.
GCAAAUUUCUAGUCAGUUCGUACAACGUUACAUCGAAAGAUCGCUGUACUUCUGAAUAACUUGGAUCGAAGAACGUACAUUUUGCGAAAAAGGCAUGAUAUUACAAGUUUCUCGAACUCCUCUUCUGCGAAAUGGACGUUAUCUUUUCCUAUGCUCUCUCCGUAAUCUAUCGAGCAAUGUUGGGCAACCUUGCCAGCCGCUGAAUUACAUCAAUGGGCAUCGGAUCAAUCCAGUUAGCGAGGAAGAAGAAGGCGAUAUCUAUGUCACUGAGCCAGCUACUGGGAAAAUUAUCUGUCAGACACAAGGUUCAGGAAAACAGGAAGUAGAUCGUGCAGUGAGCUCAGCGAAAGGGGCUUUCAGUUCAUGGUCCAAAAUGUCAGGGAUGGAGAGGGGGAAAAUCUUACGUGAAGCGGCCAAGAUUAUCCGGAGUAGAGUCAAAGACUUAGCCACAGUUGAGGUCAUGGACACCGGAAAGCCAUUUCAUGAAGCAGUGUGGGAUAUUGAAGGCUGUGCAGAUGUCACAGAUUAUUAUGCUGGUCUCGCUCCAACCAUUAGUGGCAAGCACAUUCAGCUUCCUAAUGGAUCUUUUUCUUACACAAGGCGAGAACCUCUAGGAGUGGUAGGAGGAAUUGGUGCUUGGAAUUACCCAUUCCAAAUCUGUGUUUGGAAAUCUACUCCUGCCCUAGCUUGUGGAAACACAAUUGUGUUCAAGCCAUCCCCAUUCACACCCCAGACUGCUGUUCUUAUUGCUGAGAUUUUCACUGAAGCAGGGCUUCCUAAUGGUGGUUUGAAUGUUAUUCAGGGAGAAGGAGUGACAGGCCAUUUGCUAACAUCACAUCCUGAUGUUGCAAAAAUUUCCUUUACUGGAUCUGUACCCACUGGACAAAAGAUCAUGGCAGAUGCAUCAGCUGGUGUCAAACAUGUCACUCUUGAGCUGGGAGGCAAGUCUCCCCUUCUCGUCUUUGCUGACUCUGACCUUGAAAAUGCUGUUAAGGGAGCAAUGAUGGCUAACUUCCUUACACAAGGAGAGGUUUGUUCCAAUGGAACUCGGGUAUUUGUUGAAAGGAGCAUCAUGGAUGAAUUUCUGAGCCGAGUUGUGGAGCGCACUAAAAAAAUCAGAGUAGGUGACCCCAUGAACCCUGACACUCAGAUGGGAGCAUUGAUCUCUGAGGAACAUCUUCACAAAGUUCUUGAUUAUGUGGAAUUAGGAAAGAAAGAGGGCGCCAAAAUUCUCUGUGGUGGUGAACGCCUGAAACUGGAGGAACCCAGAUUGGCCAAUGGGUUUUACAUGUCACCAUGUGUGAUGACUGACUGUUCAGACGAUAUGACAGUUAUUAAGGAGGAGAUAUUUGGCCCUGUUAUGACAGUGCUGCCAUUUGACACUGAAGAAGAAGCUGUUAAGAGAGCAAACAACACUGACUUUGGUUUGGCUGCAGGAGUUUUUACAAAAGAUCUCAAUCGAGCUCAUCGUGUUAUUGCUAAUCUUCAAGCAGGAUCCUGUUGGAUCAAUAAUUACAAUUUAACACCGGUCGAGGUUCCUUUUGGUGGAUACAAGAAGUCUGGCGUGGGUCGCGAACUGGGUGAAGACACCAUUGAAUAUUACACGCAAGUUAAGUCAGUUUACGUAGAAAUGGGGGAUGUGGAGUCGCCGUUUUAACCAAAUCAGGGCAUCCGCCAGAGUCGUUGAACAGUUGAGUUGCACGAUAGCUUGACUGCGGGUGGAAAUUCCAAAUACUACCCAAAUACUGUUUUAAGCAUUUCUCUAAAAUAGGAACCAAGUCAAAAGGGGAAAAAUGAAAAUUCUAAUUCAAAGCCAUGUGAAUUUGCAGACGUCAGGAUUUCAUUCAUAGUUGAAAAAAUUAUUAAUGCAUACUCCCCUGCGAUGGACACACAAAAAAGAAUCCUUUCACUUCCGUGGUAAAGAUAAUUCUCCCUUGUAACCACUACACAAUUAUCUUGUUAAUUAUUCAAAAGAAUUUGGUGUUAAAUCAACCUACCAGAACAGCACCCUCUGACUGAAGUUUUAUGGAAAGUCAUAGGACGAACUAACUCCGUCCGGUGAGGCAUGUGGAGUGGGAGAGGAACAAUUUAUAACUAAAUACUCUUAAUGAUCUAGCUAUGGCUACUUAAGUUUGUAACCCGGCAACUGUUAAUACUUGCAGAUCAAGAAAAUGAUAUACGGAUGUCAAUUAAUAAGUUAUUUUACUUUGAAAUUAUACAAAAUAAAGCUCUGUUUUGAUUUAUUGAGCAAGCUGUUUUCGACCUUUUUUUCCAAUUUAAUGAUAUUAUGUUACGCAUACAGAACAUGAGUCUAUUCCGGUUUUUCUUGUUUCUGAAAAAUAAUUAUAUUAAUUCUGUAUGUCUGAGUAAUUAAAAAUUUAUAUACUAUCAA